This is a messenger RNA of Linum tenue, 3507 nucleotides long. The record is from the annotation of a GenBank genome assembly. NCBI's taxonomy places the organism in Eukaryota, Viridiplantae, Streptophyta, Magnoliopsida, Malpighiales, Linaceae.
UGUAACCCGAAGGGGAAAACAGUCGGGGCAAAUGCAUUGCAUUUGCACAACGAGCAAGGGUCCAGCCCGAUUCGAGCAAAAAAAUUCCGACCCGCCUAACCCGGCCCUUUCUUCAACUUAUCCAAGAAGUUGUGCGCUUAUCCAUCUUUCACUGGGAGAAACUCCAUUUUCCCUCUUCCAGCUUUCCCCCUCAAAUUUUCUUACAGAGAAAAUCCCGACUUCUUCUGGUAAAAUUCCUCUCAGUUCUCUCCUUAUCUUCCACAAUUCAGAAAUCCCCCGUCUUCGAGAAACGAAGCCAUAGCGCUGAUGCUGUCUAAAUCGCAACAAUGACCCUCUCGCCCUCGCUUUUCAUCCCCAAUUCCCCUUCCAUCUCCGGCGAGCUUCUCAGGCUCGAGCCUAGCCACCGGCGAAGUCCGUUCCCUUGCUUCCCAGCUCACCGAAGGCUGCUUUCUUUCACCGGCGAUCAGAGAACGUGCCAAGGCCACCGGAACCCCAGAGCCAAGCCCAGGGAAGUCAUUCUCGGCAAUCCUUCCGUCGUCGUCGAGAAAGGUAAGUACAGCUACGAUGUCGAAACUCUUAUCAACAAGCUCAGCAGCCUUCCGCCUCGCGGGAGCAUAGCUCGGUGCUUGGAAGUCUUUAAGAACAAGCUUUCCUUGAACGACUUCUCCCUGGUGUUCAAGGAGUUCGCGCUGCGAGGGGACUGGCAGCGGUCUCUCCGGCUGUUCAAGUACAUGCAGCGCCAGAUCUGGUGCAAGCCCAACGAACAUAUUUACACCAUUAUGAUUAGCUUGCUGGGCCGGGAAGGACUUCUGGAGAAAUGCACUGAGAUAUUCGACGAAAUGCCUAGCCAUGGCGUGGCCCGCAGCGUUUUUUCCUACACCGCUUUGAUCAAUUCGUACGGGCGUCACGGCCAUUAUGAGGUUUCUCUGCAGCUACUGGAGAGAAUGAAGAAAGAGAAGAUUCCUCCCAGUAUUUUGACAUACAACACUGUCAUUAAUUCUUGUGCUAGAGGUGGUCUGGACUGGGAAGGGUUGUUGGGUUUGUUUGCAGAAAUGAGACAUGAAGGCGUGCAACCUGAUAUCGUUACUUAUAAUACUUUGCUCAGCGCUUGUGCUCAUAGGGGUCUUGGGGAUGAAGCUGAGAUGCUCUUCAGGACCAUGAAUGAGGGAGGAAUGGUGCCUGAUGUAACAACUUAUAAGUACCUUGUUGGGACGUUUGAGAAAGUGAAUAGGUUAGGGAAGGUUAGUGAAUUGCUCAAGGAAAUGGAAUACAGUGGAAGCUUGCCUGAUAUUUCUUCGUAUAAUACCUUGUUGGAGGCAUACUCAAGAACGGGAGAUAUAAAAGAUGCAAUGGGAGUGUUUAGACAGAUGCAAGCCGCAGGAUGUAUGCCCAAUGCUUCAACAUAUAGUAUAUUACUAAAUUUAUAUGGUAGAAACGGUAGGUAUGACGAGGUCAGAGAGCUUUUCUUGGAGAUGAAAGUAAGUAGCACAGAGCCUGAUGCUGCUACGUAUAACAUACUUAUAGAGGUGUUUGGUAAAGGGGGUUACUUUAAGGAGGUUGUGACAUUAUUUGGUGAUAUGUUGGAAGAGAAUGUGGAGGCAAACAUGGGUACGUAUGAGGGGUUGAUAUUCGCAUGUGGUAAAGGAGGGCUUUACGAAGAUGCGAAGAAGAUUUUACUUCAUAUGAAUGAAAAGGGAAUGGUGCCAAGUUCAAAGGCAUUUACAGGAGUUAUUGAAGCUUACGGACAAGCUGCAUUGUACGAGGAGGCUCUUGUUGCAUUCAAUACAAUGAAUGAGUUAGAAAUCAGCCCAACGCUUGAGACUUACAAUUCUUUAAUAUGCAUGUUUGCAAGAGGUGGGUUGUACAAGGAAUCUGAGGUAAUUUUGAGGAAAAUGGGUGAAGCUGGGAUUUUGCGAAACAGGGACUCUUUCAAUGGUUUGAUUGAAGGUUACAGGCAAGGGGGCAAGUUUGAAGAAGCUAUCAAAGCUUAUGUUGAGAUGGAAAAGGCGAGGGUUGAUCCUGAUGAGCAGACUCUUGAGGAAGUUAUGAGCGUUUAUUGUGUCGCAGGUCUAGUUGAUGAGAGUGAGGAGCAGUUCCAAGAGAUUAAAGCAUCAGGGAUACUGCCUAGUGUCAUAUGCUACUGCAUGAUGUUAGCUGUUUAUGCGAAAAGUGACAGAUGGAGUGAAGCCUAUGACCUACUCAAUGAGAUGCUUACUCAUAGGGUGUCAAAUGUGCAUCAAGUGAUUGGUCAGUUGAUCAAAGGGGAAUAUGAUGACGAGUCUAACUGGCAAAUGGUGGAGUAUGUGUUUGACAGACUUAACUCUGAAGGAUGUGGUUUGGGGAUGAGGUUCUAUAAUACACUUCUAGAAGCACUUUGGUGGCUUGGUCAGAAAGCACGCGCUGCAAAAGUACUUAGGGAAGCAACAAAGCGAGGUCUCUUCCCUGAAAUAUUCCGUAAAAGCAAACUCGUGUGGUCUGUGGAUGUGCACAGGCUAUCCGUAGGCAGUGCAUGUACAGCAAUAUCUGUUUGGCUGAAUGACAUCCAUGAUAGGUUCACCAAUGGUGAGGACCUUCCACAACUUGCUUCAGUAGUUGUUGUGCGAGGGAGGAUGGAGAAUGAUUCCCAAAAUAUUCCCCUUGCGAAAGCAGUAUAUUCGUAUCUGGAAGAUAAUGAAUCAUCAGCAUUCUCUCACCCAAGCUGGAAUAAAGGUCGAAUCACCUGUCAGCGAGCUCAGCUUAAGCGCUUCUUAUCAGCCACUUCAAAUGGGGCUGAGAAACAAAACUUCAUUAGUUUAAGUAACUUGCCACUCUCACUCGCUGAAACAAGAUCCAGAGGAGAUGAUCCCAAGCUCAACCAAAACAUUUACAUGAACUCCAAGAGGAGUACCGGAACAAGAACAGAGCUUCUGACAAGCACAACGUAAGGAGGUACAAAUGAUUAAUGAUUUUCACUGGGUGCAACAUCUGCAGAAGGAUGGAAAGAACAUCCACAUUCGCCAUGAUUUCCGAGUGCAGAAUCAGGCCAUGCAAAGACCAGAGGAGUGCCACAUUCAGAAGAGAGCUCCUCUGCCGUGACCUCUUUCCUUCAAAAACAACCUCACCAUCCUGUGUUUACUACUGGUGCAGUGAUCUCAUACGGGAGAAAAGGGCUGUAGUUACUAGAUGAAGAUAGGCAGUCUAUUUAUGAUAACUUGUGAAGCAAGUAAAGCAACUUGCAUCUCUUUUUGUCUGAACAAUACCAGGGUCACAACAGCAGCCACUGGAAUCGCAAUUUUGUUCGAAACGCUCUGGAAUGUGAAGUCGUAUGCAUGCAUCUCUAUUUUGUUUUUGAUUUCAGAGUUUACAUAAAGACGCUUAAUAGCUAUAGGGAGUCAACCCUAGCCAACCAUCUCAUCUUUAUCGGUCUGCCAACCUCUUGGUUGGGUGUUUUUAGUUAGAUUAGGUUUGUUCUGCCCCCAACCUUUUGAUUAGAUUAUAUAGUAGUUCGGCGCGAUGUAAUAGCAAGCC